UGGGUGUUCCCACUACUCAAGUUUUCUUGCUGUGUUUGUCUUUUCAUUUUUUCUGGGUCAUUUUGUCACCCGGGCUUGUCAAAGCUGACAGAACAGCUCGGCCUGUGAUCGGCCCAUUUCCUCUGCCGGAGACCAGGGAAUGCACAAAAGUAGCUGAAAGCUGGGAGGACAGAUAAGUCAACAUCCAUGGAAAACAACUUCACUUUUAAGGAGGGCAGUGACAUGUCAUAUGAAGACAGUGACUCGGCCUUUCCUUCUCCACUGAGACUGACUAUACCAGGUCAGAGUGACAUUAUUGACCUUGAAAGGGGGAGGGAGGAAGGGGAAGAUGAUGAGCCAUCGCCGGAGCCCAUCGUCAUUCCCUGCAAUCCAGACGCUUUUCUGAACCUGAAUACCAAUGCCACUACAAGAGGGGAUGCUCAAGCCUAUGUGGAGCUGAAUGAGCUCCAGGGCAACAUCUGGCAGGAGACUAGCCGCUGGGUGGGCUAUGAGGAGAACCUUAACCCUGCCACAGGAACAUGGGCUCCUUCUCAUAUCUCCUAUCUCACCUUCAACAGCCUGCUCCAGGUCCGCAAAAUCAUGAGUACAGGUGCGGUCAUCUUUGACCUGAAUGCCAGCAGUCUGGCUUCUGUGGCUGAGAAAGUGGUUGAUGAGCUGGUGAGCAAAAAUGAGAUCCGUUCCAGUGAUCGAGAUGACCUCCUGAGAGCUCUCCUGAUGAAACGCAGUCAGUCUGAGGGACCUGUGGCUUUUUCCUCUGGAGACAUUCAAAUGCAGACCUUUUCUGUCACAAAGAAGAGAGACACUUCUGAUAACAUAGAGGCUUCAAUUGUCCUCUCAGGUGCUCUGGAUCUCCUGCAUAAACCAGUGUUGGCCUUCGUCAGACUGAGUCACUCUGUGGUGAUAGAGUCCAUCCUGGAGUCUUCUGUCCCCAUUCGCUUCGUCUUUGUCUUGGUGGGCCCCAGCAGCAGUGGAUUAAACUUCAGUGAAUGCGGCCGCACCAUGGGUGCCCUGAUGGCCGACUGGGUGUUCUGUCUGGAAGCUUACUUGGCUCAGACUCCAAAAGAUCUCACCGAUGCCAUCGCUGACUUCAUGGACUGCAGUAUUGUGAUUCCUCCCACUGAGAUCCAAGAUAAGGCGAUGUUGGAGCCAGUGAUUGACUUCCAGAAAAAACUGUUGUGUGACAGGCUUCGUUCUACUGACCCCCGUCUUGCCUUUGGAGAUAUGGCUAAAGCUGUGAAAUCUGAAGGCCCAAAGGAGGACCCUCUGGCCCGAACAGGCUAUCCUUUUGGUGGGAUGGUGAAGGACAUAAAGCGCCGUUACCGCCACUACAUCAGCGACUUCACAGACGCUCUGAACCCUCAGGUGCUUGCUGCCAUCAUCUUCAUCUACUUCGCUGCCCUGUCUCCAGCCAUCACCUUCGGAGGUCUUCUAGCGAUGGAGGGCAGCUUCCUGGUCCGAUACAUUUCUCGCUUCACCCAAGAAAUCUUCUCCAUUCUCAUCUCGCUCAUCUUCAUCUAUGAGACCUUCAAUAAGCUCUUUAAGAUCUUUAAAACGCACCCUUUGAUCCUGAACUACGAACAUCUGAAUGAUACACUAGACAACCCCUUCCACCCAAUCAUCAAGGAGCACAUUGAGACCCAUCCAGAUGGCAAUGAAACCAUUCGUGUGGAGGAGUAUGAACGGCCAUACCCCAACACUGCCCUACUCUCUAUGUGCCUGAUGUUUGGCUGCUUCUUCAUUGCAUACUUCCUCCGUCAAUUUAAGAGUGGCCAUUUCCUCCCUGGCCCUAUCCGUCAUUUGAUUGGAGAUUUCGGAGUCCCCAUUGCUAUUUUCUUCAUGAUUGCGGUGGAUAUCAGUAUUGAAGACGCUUACACUCAGAAACUGGUUGUGCCGAAAGGUGUCGAAGUGUCAAACCCCAUGGUCAGAGGCUGGUUUAUCAACCCCCUGGGAGAAAAGAAGCCUUUCCCCAUCUGGAUGAUGGGUGCUAGCUGUAUACCUGCAGUGCUUGUCUUCAUCCUCAUCUUCCUUGAGUCCCAAAUUACCACGCUGAUUGUGAGCAAACCGGAAAGGAAAAUGGUGAAAGGAUCGGGUUUCCAUUGGGACCUCCUCAUCCUGGUCACAAUGGGAGGAAUCUCAUCUCUCUUUGGGGUCCCUUGGCUGAGUGCUGCAACUGUGCGAUCUGUGACCCACGCCAGCGCACUCACUGUCAUGUCCAAAGGCCCCAAACCAGAGAUCGAGAAAGUCGUUGAGCAGAGGGUCAGCGGCACAAUUGUGGCCAUCAUGAUUGGAGUUUCUAUUUACAUGGAGCCUAUACUGAAGAUGAUUCCAAUGACGGCCUUGUUUGGCAUCUUCCUCUAUAUGGGUAUCACUUCUCUAAAUGGAAUCCAGAUGUGGGACAGGAUGCUUCUCUUCAUUACUCCCAAGAAAUACCAUCCCUCUGAUGCCUAUGCCACCAGGGUGAGUACCAUGCGAAUGCAUUUGUUCACUGCGAUCCAGGUCAUGUGCCUGGCUAUCCUCUGGAUAGUGAAGAUAAGUCCCUUCUCUUUGGCUCUGCCUUUUGUUCUCAUUCUGACCGUCCCUCUGCGCAUGUUCAUGACCGGCAGGCUCUUCUCUGUCAUGGAAAUGAAAUGUCUGGAUGCUGAUGAUGCCAAGGUGACAUUUGAUGAGGACGAGUAGGAUGGGUCCCUACAGCCAUAAACAUCACCAUACCACUCAGAUUUAAUUCACAACUUUGAUGCCAGUUCUUUGUAGUUUCAAACUGUUCCAUUGUUAUAUUUAAAGGACAUUACCUGACAUUUUUUAAGUAAUACAUGAGUUCU
This is a messenger RNA of Archocentrus centrarchus (flier cichlid), 2819 nucleotides long. Its product is annotated as band 3 anion exchange protein-like. The transcript is spliced from 20 exons. The coding region runs from base 187 to 2676 and encodes 829 amino acids. NCBI's taxonomy places the organism in Eukaryota, Metazoa, Chordata, Actinopteri, Cichliformes, Cichlidae. The record is from RefSeq and is a predicted model, not a curated record. Gene Ontology annotation, molecular function: solute:inorganic anion antiporter activity; monoatomic anion transmembrane transporter activity; bicarbonate transmembrane transporter activity. Gene Ontology annotation, biological process: bicarbonate transport; regulation of intracellular pH; monoatomic anion transport. Gene Ontology annotation, cellular component: plasma membrane; basolateral plasma membrane.